AAAAACGUCGCAUGCGAAGGCAGUAGUAAAACGCUUUCGUGUCCAGCUGGUAAGACGAUAAGCGUGAACGCAGCGUCGUAUGGGCGACAUGAUGGAACCACGUGCCCGCACAGCGCGACUUCGAAUCGAAACUGCCACGCCACCAAUUCGCUCGAAAAAGUGAAGAAAAUGUGCGAAGGCAAGACCUCCUGCACGGUCACGGCGAGUCAUGGUAUUUUCGGUGAUCCCUGUGCAGGUACGUACAAGUACUUGAGUGUUGACUACGAAUGUACA
Ostreococcus lucimarinus CCE9901 is the source of this 273-nucleotide messenger RNA. RefSeq lists its product with no specific name. Gene Ontology annotation, molecular function: carbohydrate binding. NCBI's taxonomy places the organism in Eukaryota, Viridiplantae, Chlorophyta, Mamiellophyceae, Mamiellales, Bathycoccaceae. The record is from RefSeq and is a predicted model, not a curated record. The transcript has a single exon. The annotation marks the transcript as partial.